UAUAGGAAGGGCAAACACGAUGGACGCCCUUAUUUUCAGCCCGUUUAGUGCGCUGCACAGCAAGCUGCAGUCGGGCAAAGUUGGCAAGGCUUCUUUGGAAGAGAAUUUCGACUGGCUCCUUAAUGGCAUUCAACGCUUCCGUCCCAGCAACGAGGCGUCGCGGAAGCAAAUUUCGGAGAAUACUAGGCUGCAGUUCAAGGGAAAGGCAUUCGUUUUUGAUGUCAAGCACCGUCCCUUGGCGCUGCGACUGGCGAAGCUGCUGGAUUUGGAUGAGGUCCAGGCCAUGCUCUUGCUCAAGCGGUGGCUGAAGGACAACGCGCCCCACCUGACGCCGGAGCAGCUGCCGGAGAGCGACCCCGUGGCUGUGAAUGAGCUGCUGCUGCAGGUGGUGCGCUACUACCACUCGGAACGCAUCGUGCUGCUCAAAUGCAUCCAAGUGGUGAUGCUGAAGGCUGGCGAGCCGGACGAGGCGGGCGGGCUUCUGGAGGACCUGCUGUCGCGCCUCACCAAGGCCGGGCUGGAGGAGCAGCUGCACGCCCGGCUGCGGGAGAACCUGGAGGCAGGCGCCGCCGCUAUCACGCGCCGACUCAAAGAGGCCGCGGGCGGUGCGGCCGGCGGCGGUGCAGCAGCCGGCCUCGGCACCGCGCUCGGCGCGCAGCCGGCGGCUGGCGCCGCCGCGGGCGCGCUGACGACCGCGGCGGCGGGCGCCGCCGGCAGCAUGGCCACGCUGAAGUGGCUGUCGGCUGCGCACAGCGAGAUGCGGGCGCAGCUGCUGGCGGAGCGGCUGGAGCUGCUCAACUGCCUGCUGCUGCUGCACGAGGUGUGCGGCGUGGCUGCCAAGCCGGAGCGCGCGCAGGCACUGGCGCGGCUGCUGCUGGACCGCGUCUUCCCCUCCAAGGCCGGCCACCACGGCCACGGCGGCGGCGCCGCCGGCAGCAACGGCACGGCGGCACCCCCGCCGUACACCGGCGACGUGCCUGCUGCCACCGCGUCUUCUUCCUCCUUCGAUCCCAACGACCCGGCGCAGCUGUGCCAGCCGCUGGCGGGGCUGUUGCUGCUCAGCUGCCUGGACCUGCCGGGCCACGUGCGCCUGGCCAACGCGGCGGCGCCGCCCACGCCGCCCUCCGCGCCGCCCACCUUUGGCGCGCCGCAGCAGCACUCUGGGGCGUCGGGCCUGUCCGGCGCGGGCUCGGUGGAGGCGCUGCUGCCGCUGGGCGGCCGGACGGUGGACGUACACAACCAGAUCAGCCAGUACGCUGCGGGGCCGGGCAGCGCGCUGCUGCUGCUGGCGUGGGCGGGCUGCCUGCGGCUCAUGGACGGCGCCUACGCCGCCGCCGGCGCCGCGCCCGGCAGCACCAUGGUCCGCGACCUGGACGCCGCCGCGCGGGAGUUGGAGGCGCGCGUGGCCGCCGUGGGCGGCCUGUCCGCCGCCGGCGGCGCGCUGGCGGCGCUGUGCGGCGGCGGCGCCGCCGUGGGCGCGCUGCUGCUGGUGUACCGCGGCGUGGGCACUAAGGCGCUGUGCGUGCUGUGCACCGCCUUUGACCUGGGCGUGGACUCGGUGGACGCCGCCACCUACGACGCCGUGGAGGGGCUGCUGAGGCUGUGCGUGGCGGGCGACGCGCGCGCCUGCGGCGAGCUGUGGGACGAGGGCUCCGCCGCCACCGCGCCGCUGCGCGCGCUGCUGGCGGCGGCGGCGCGGCUGUUCCCCGCGUCGCCGCGGCACCUGCUGCGGCUGCUGCGCGCGACGGCGGCGUCGGCGGACAGCGCGCGCGCCGCCUACGGCUUCCUGCAGCGGCACGUGAGCCUGGUGGUGCUACACGACGCGCAGGAGCCGGCCAUCCGGCACCUGGGCGGGGGCGAGGUGGAGCUGGCGGCGCCGCUGCCCUGGAACCUGGCGCCGUCGGUGCCGGGGCUGGAGCUGCCGCAGGGCUGCAUCGGCACGCUGUGCCCGCUGCCGGCGCCGCUGGCGGAGCUGCGCGGGCGGCGGGUGCUGGUGGCGUGGGACGCGGACGUGAGCGGCGGCGGCGGCCAGAGCCGCGGCCAGGUGCUGCUGCUGGGCCGCGCCUCACACUGCGUGGCGGCGCUGGAGCACUGUCUGCACCACCACCAGCCGCUCACGCACGCCGGCGACCCGGGGCUGCUGUCCGACCUGGGCGACACGCUGGCGCUGCUGGCGGAACUGACGGCGCUGGAGCCCGGCCUCACCGCCGACCUGCUGCAGCAGAGCGUCACCUUCGGCCCGCGCGGACACCACCACCACACCCACCACCAGCAGCAGCAGCAGGCGGCGGGCGCCACUCGCAGCUGGACGGACGUGGUGGCAGGCAUCCUGGCGCUGGGGCCGCAGUUGGCCGCGCGCAUGGCGGCAGAGGGACUGGACAGCAGCAGCAGCAGUGACAGCGGCGGCGUGUCGGCGCUGCAGCUGUUGUCGGACGCGGCCAAGCUGCUGGGCGCGGUGGCGGCGGUGGCGCCGGGUCGCGUGCUGGCGCUGCUGCCGCUGCUGCCGCUGUUCGCCAGCCCCGCCGCCGGGCUGGGCGGCGGCGCGGGGCUGCUGUCUGGGCUGCCUGCCUCCGUGCCGCUGGAGUCGCUGGCGAGCUUCACAGUGCCUCAGGGCAUCGACGCCUUCUGCGGCCUGCUGCCCGCUUUCAGCGGCCUGCAGGCGGGGCUGGAGGCGCCGGCGGGGCGCUACCCGCUCACGCGGGCGCUGCUGGACCUGCUGGCGGGGCUGCUGGCGCGCGGCUUCGCGGCGGCAGCGCCGCUGCCCGCCGCCGCGCUGUGGGUGCUGCACGAGCUGCUGCCGGCGCACCACGCCUGGCGCUACGCGGCGCAGGAGGAGCGCUGGGGCCUGACGGCGGCGGCGCUGCGGCUGCUGCGGCUGGCGGUCACGGCCGGCGCCUUCGUGACCGACCCCGACCUGACGCAGGUGACGGUGGAGGCACUGCCGACGGCGGCGGCGUCGUAUGUGGUGGCGGCGGCGGCGGGCGCGAUUGUGCCGUACGGCGGCGGCGGUGGCGGCGGCGUGUCGGGCGCUGUGGCGGCCGCGGCGGCGGCAGGCGCUGGCGUCCGGGGCGGCAGUGUUGGUGCUGUCGGAGGCGGCGCGUUUGCGUCUCUGACGCCGGAGCAGCUCCUGGCGGCGGCGGCGCCGCGGCUGCACGUGUCCACUCUGUCUGCGGCGCUGCUGAAGCUGCUGCUGCUGCAUGGCGGCGUGCUGCUGGCCCGGUGCAUGCCGCCGCCCGCGGAGGAGCUGGAGCGCCUUCGCGCCGAGGACGCCUCCCGCCCCGAGCUACCCGCGCUGGAGCGCUCCGCGGCCGAGCUGGUGUCGUUGGUGCCGCCGCUGCUGGCCGCCGCCUGCGCGCACAGCCAGGAGCAGCCGCUGGAGGAGUGGCUGCUGGCGGGGGGCGACCCGCCGCCGGCGGCGCACGUGGCCUCCUACAUCGCCUACCGCGAGAGCGAUCGAGACGACAGCCAGCCGGAGGGCCAGGUGAGCUACCUGGCUCUCCGCGCGCUGCUGUCCAUCGCCGCCUGCGUGUCCCGCCCCGUGGGCCGCUCGCUGCCCGGCGUCAGCCUAGGUCUGGCGGUGCCGUCGCACUCGGCGGCCGAGGCCUGCCUGCGCCAGCUGCUGGCGGCGCCGGACGCAGCGGCGGCGGCGCACCCGCGCCACUACGCACUGGCGGCGGCGCUGGCGGCGGAGGCGGUGGCGUGCCACGCCAAGUUGUUGGACGCGCUCAUGUUCCCGUCGCCGCUGGAGGCGGAGGUGCUGGGAGCGGCGGCGGGCGGUGGUGGUGCCGGCGGCACGCCGCACCCGCAGCACGGCGGGGCGGUCGUGAAGCGGGCGGGAGGAGCGGGCGCCGCUCACAAGGUGCCCAAGACCGCGCUGGACGGCUGCCACAUCGCGCUGCAGCACGCGGCGCGCUUCAAGCGCGAGGCGCCGCAGGUGCUGGCGGCGGCGCUGCGGCUGGCUGCGGCGCUGUGGCAGCAGCCCGCGGCGGCGGCGCGCGCGCUGGCGGUGCUGCGCCGCUCGCGCGACGUGUGGGCGGGCCUGGAGGCUGCGCUGGCGCCGGUGGGCGCCUACCGCGCCGCCGGCGUGGCGGCGCUGCCGGCGCCCGGCGGCGGCGCCGACGGCUCCGCGCCGCUUGAGAGUCCGGAGGCGCCGCUGGGUGGUGUGGAUGCGGUGGAGCAGCGCUGGCUGUGCGAGGCGUACGCGCUGCAGAUCCUCACAGCAGAGGCGGUGGCGAGGGCGCGCGCGGCGGCGGGCGCCGCCGCCGCCAGCGGCGGCUCGGACGGCGGCGCGGCGGCGCCGGCGGCUGGCGGCGCGGACGCGGUGUUGGACCGGGUGGUGAGGGAGGGCACGCUGCUGCGGCUGCUGCAGGCCGCGGCGGCGCCGGCGGCCGGUGCCGCCGCCGGCAGUGGCCCGGCGGUGGUUGUCCCGCAGGUGGAGGCUGCGGUGGGCAUGCUGCAGCGCGCCGCGGCGGCUCUGUACCUGGAGAUGGGUGCGGGGGUGGUGGCGGGGCUGUGGCCGCCGCCCUCGCUGGGACCGCAGGAGCCGGAGCCGGACGCGGUGUCUUUGGCGCCCGAGAUACGACAGGAGUUGUCGGGCGUGAAGGCGCUGCUGGCCUCCGGCGGCGCCGCACUGUACGACAUCCAGUCCGUACACGACGACCUGGUCAACGGCGCGGUGGCGGCCGCGCACGCACUCAGCAGCCACGGCGGCGCCAGCGGCUCGCCGGGCGCGGCGUCGUCGCCCUCGCUGGGAGGCGCCGGAGCGGGAGCGGCAGGAGGAGGGGCGGGGGGAGGAGGCAUGGAGGACCCCACACUGGUGCUGGGUCUGCCGCCCAGCCACCCGCUGGCGCAGCUGCUGUCGCGCCAGCCGCUGGGCGCGGCGCUGGUCAGCAGGUGCAACACCAGCGCAGAGCUGUUGGCGCCUCAGCCGCAGGCCACCGCCGCGCUCUCCGCCUUCGCCGCCUCCCUCACCGCCGCCUCCGCCUCGUCCGUCUCCGCCGCCGCCUCAGCCGCCGCCUACGGCGCCGCCACCGCCGCCGUGGCGCCGUGCGCCUUCGCCGGCGCCGCCGAGGGCUGCCUGCUGAGCCGGCGGCGGCUGGCGGCGCUCCUGGGCCCGGCGGCGGACACGCUGCAGGCGGCUGACCUGGCGGCGUUGGCGCUGGGACACGUCAGCAGCGCGUGCGCUGUGGCGGAGGCCAAGCUGGCGGCGCUGCAAGCCGCGGCGAGUCUGGCGGCAGUGCUGGCGCGUGACGGCCGCCUUACGCCCGCGCCCGGGUCCCCCGGUGCCGCCGCCGCCCUCCUCGACCCCAUUCCCGCCCCCGCCUCCUCUGCUUCCAACCCCGAGCCCUCCACGCCCGGCGCCGGCCGCGGCACAGCCGCCGCCGGCACCUCUGGCGGCGUGCUGGCCACCGCUGCGGCUGUGUCGUCGGCUGCUGUGGGUUCGCUGCUCCACUGGUGCAGCUCGCCUGAGGGCCGCGCGGCCAGCCAGGCUCCGGACUGGGGGCUGCGGCGGCUGCACGCGCACCGCCUGGCCGCAGCCAUGGCCGCAACCCGACUGCUGCUGGCGGCGGUGCAGGCAGCCAGGCCGGCGCUACUGGGCACAGCCGGCGGUGGCGUCGGUGGCGUCGGUGGCGGAGGCGCCAGCGGCUUCGCCACGCCGGCGCGCACCCCGGGCUUGGGCCUGGGCGGCGUGUACGGCACGCCGCAGACACGGCGGAAUCCCGGCAAUGGCGGCGGCGGCGGCGGCGGCGGCGUGGCGGGCGCCUCCGGCGGGGUGGCGGCCGACGCCGCCUUCCUGGCGCUGGUGGUUUCCCUCGCGCGCCAGGUGGCGGGCUGGGCGCGUGUGGUGGCGGCGGCGGGGCUGCCGCAGUGCCCGGCGGUGGUGCUGGGGCAGGUGACGGACUCGCUGGCAGGGUCGCUGCUGCUGACGCUGCAGCUGCUGCCGGCGGCGCGCGCGGACGGCGGCGCGCUGGAGUCGGAGGCAGCGGCCACAGACCGGCAGCAGCUGUCGUCGGCGCUGCUGUCCAUGUUGCCUCAGCUGUGCGAGCUGGCGGCCGCGGGCGGCCUGAGCCCCCUACUGGCCGCCCAGCUGCUGCUGGAGUCCACCCGCCACCUGGCCACACACGAGUGGCUGCCGCCGCUCAUGGCGCACAUCGACCUGGGGCGGCACAUUCUGGAGGCAGCGGGACGAGCAGCCGCCAUCGCGGCCGGCGGCGCCGCCGCCGUGACGGCGGCGGCGGCGACGGCGGGCGGGCAGUCGGCGGCGGUGGCGUCGCUGCUGUCGCUGCGCGGCGGCGACGCGGCGGCGGCGGCGGGCGAUGUGGGCAUGCUGGCACUGGCGCUCGCGGUGGCGCAGGUGCCGGAGGGCGCACAGGCGCUGCACGACAGGGGCAUUCUGGACCAGGUGGUUGCGGCUGGACGCCACCUGUUGUCCGCCGGCGGCGGCCGCCUCGCCGCCUUCAACGUCGUCGCCGUCACCGGCACCGGCCCCUACCGCCCCGGGGUGGACGGCACCUACGCCUCCACCUCCGGCGCCGCCGCCGCCCUGACCGCCGCGGCCGACACCGCGGGCGCCUACCUGGUACCCGCGGACGGCGGCGGCGGCGGCGGCGGCGGCGGACCGGCGGGCUCGGGCGGCGUGUGGUCUCCGGUGCACCGGCAGUGGUGCACGCUGCUGCAGUUCAGCAGCGCGCUGCUGCGGACGCUGGGGCAGUACGUGGACGUGGAGCGGGAGGCUCUGGACCUGCUGCUGGCUCUGGAGCCUCGCCUGCUGCUGGCGGUGCUGCCGCCCGGCGGCGACUGCGCCCAGCCGCUGACGCUGUCGGGGCUGGUGGAGCUGGAGGCGGCUCUGUUCCUGCUGGGGCAGCUGGCGCCCUACCUGGGCGGCUGGCACCUGGUGCUGCCCGCGUCGCUGGUCAACUUCAGGACCGCGCUGUCCACGCUGCUGACGUGGCUGGCGGCGCCCAGCCUGGCCAAGUCCUUCGCCGUGGACUGCCGCCCGCGCACGCCCCGGGAGGCAGCCCUGGCGGCCAUGCCCGCCCCAGGCAUGCCCGCAGCAGACGGCUGGUUCCGCGUCGCCACCGCCGGCGCCGCGGCGCCGCCCGCCGGCGGCGCCGCCACCUUCGCCUUCGCCGCCGCCGCGGCAGGGGGUGCAGGCGGCGGCAGUGGCACGCCCGGCGGCGGCAGCGGCGGCGGCCUGGGCUCCCCGAUACCUGCUGGCGUGGCGACGCUGGGCUCCACAUCACCCAGCAUUCGCUUCUCCAUGUCACGUGGCAUGUCGGACACCUUGGGGAGCCUCAGCACGCCCUCCACGCCGCCCGCCGGCGGCGGCGCCGGCGCCGCUGGCGGCGGCGGCUUCUCCACGCCGCCGCCCGCCAGUCGCGCCGCCAGCGGCCUAGGCCUAGGCGCGGCUGGCGGCGCCACGCCGAGCGGCGGCGGCGGCGGCGGCGGCCGCCGGCUCUCGGAUUCCAACCCCGCGGUCGGCAGUAGCGCCGCCGCUGUGCCUGUGUGCAGCGAGUACAGCGCGCAGGUGGCUGAGAAGCUGUACGCCUGCGCGCACCACGCGCUGUCCUUCCUGGCCGCCACCUCGCCGCAGCUGAGCGAGGGAGAGGCGGCGUCGCUGGGGCCCGCCUGGCCGCGGCCGCGAGACCUGGCGGCCCUGCUAGACCAGUGCCGCGCCGCCGCAGAGUCGUUGACCAACUACCAACCGCCGGCGGCCGGUGAUGACGGCGCGGGCCCCUCCACGCCCUCCUUCUUUGGCGGCGCUUCGGCGUCAGGGGCGUCAGCGGGUGGCGGCGGCGGUGGCGGCGGCGGCGGCGGCGCGGGCGCUGCGCGCCGCUCGGCGGCGGUGCGCACGCUAUCUCGUGUGGGGCAGAUGUGCGCUCAGUUCUUGUCGCUGUUGGGGCAGGCGGCGCCGCCACACCCGCCGCCGCCGCCGCCGGGCGCGGGCGGCGCGCACCACGUACACUCGCACCAUUCGCACCACCACUCGUACCACCACCUGCACUCGGGUCUGGGGCAGCGCGAGGCGGCGGCGCAGGAUUGGUUCGCGUCGUUGGAGCUGAGCGGCGGGUUGGGCAUGGGCACGCCGGCUGUGCCAGCCAUUUAACAAUGACGACGAAGUGGGGGAAGCGGUGAUGCCGUGGGUAGGCUCCAGCGGACUUGAAGUGCCAGGUGUAGCUGAUGGCAUGCUUUCAGGUGGUUUGGAAAAGUAUGGGCCUUGGGCGCGCGUGGUCCUUUGGCGAUUCGGACAGGGCUGGUACUGCCACCCGGCUGGGGCAAGGAGAAGUGGUAAGGAGACUAAGCACAGAUGCUCGCGUCGCGGGGAGUGGUGGUGGCGGAAUUCGGUUUGCACAAGGCUCGCGCGUAUGGUGUGCCCCCCGAUGCUCCGAUCAUGCAGUUGCGCUGCAAACAAACAAUUGCCUCUCAAAUAUGCAACAUAGGUACUUAAGUAUUGCUCGCUCUCGUGGGCGUUACCUCGUUACUCAGAGAAC
Chlamydomonas reinhardtii is the source of this 8492-nucleotide messenger RNA. RefSeq lists its product as uncharacterized. Gene Ontology annotation, biological process: RNA export from nucleus; protein import into nucleus. The record is from RefSeq and is a predicted model, not a curated record. Lineage: Eukaryota; Viridiplantae; Chlorophyta; Chlorophyceae; Chlamydomonadales; Chlamydomonadaceae. Gene Ontology annotation, cellular component: nuclear pore inner ring. Gene Ontology annotation, molecular function: structural constituent of nuclear pore. The transcript has 15 exons. The coding region runs from base 284 to 8107 and encodes 2607 amino acids.